This is a messenger RNA of Centruroides sculpturatus (bark scorpion), 2896 nucleotides long. RefSeq lists its product as uncharacterized. The record is from RefSeq and is a predicted model, not a curated record. The transcript is spliced from 3 exons. Gene Ontology annotation, molecular function: nucleic acid binding. The coding region runs from base 1 to 1356 and encodes 451 amino acids. NCBI's taxonomy places the organism in Eukaryota, Metazoa, Arthropoda, Arachnida, Scorpiones, Buthidae. Gene Ontology annotation, biological process: DNA integration.
AUGACUCAACGAAUGGCGCUACUACCGCCCGAAUUGAUACCUAAAUAUCAAUUACAAAAACCGGAAAUACGGUUACACGAUAAUAUUCAAGAUUUAUUAGAAGAAAAACCGAUUCGAGUUUCUUUAACAUCGCAACCAACCGAAGAAUCUCAACAACAAUCACCCGAACCGACAAAACCAUCGUCUAUCGAAGAUCAGAUAACAGUCUCGAUACCGUUAGCAUAUCAAAAGUAUGUUCCGCAUAUCAUUCAAUUACUAAAAUCUUACCAAUACGAUUGGAACGAAAAAGGAGAAUUAGUGGAGAAUCCCCCGUACUUCGUUUUCGAUCGCCAUCGAUUCCAUCGCCUCCGAUUCGAUCAAUUAGUGUUAGGAAAAAAACUGGUGAAGCAUCUGCUACAAAAAUUCCUAAACGAGUUGCGUCGUCUAAAAGAAAGCAUAUUUCAUGGAAAGAUUAUUGAGAUCUAUUUAUUACACUCCAUCUCAUCCCGCAUCGUUUGGAGGCGUAACAAGCCUAGUAAAAGCAACAAAGUUGCCGAGAAAAACUGUCAAAAAUGGUUAUCAACUCAAGAUACAUAUACUCUACAUAAACCAGUACGAAUAAAUUAUACGCGUCGUAAAACUAAAGCUUUAUAUCAAGGAGAAUUAUUUCAAUCCGAUCUGAUGGAUGUUCGACAAUUUUCGAAAGUCAAUAAUGGAAUAAAAUAUUUAUUAUCAACUAUCGAUGCGUUUUCUAAAUAUGCGCAUGUAAUUCCAGUUAAAGACAAAAAACCGGAAACGAUAAAAGAAGCGUUUCAAAAAAUAUUUAGAAAAAUAAUUCCUCGGUUUCUCCAUACCGAUAAGGGUAAGGAAUUCAUGAAUUCUGUUAUUAAGGAUUUAUUUAAAAAACAUCAAAUAAAUCAUUAUUAUACUCAUUCCGAAACGAAAGCAUCGAUAGUGGAACGAUUUAAUAAGACCUUAAAAAAUAAAAUUUAUCGUCUUAUUACUUAUCGAAAUUCCAAUAAAUAUAUUGAUAAAUUAAACGAUUUGGUACGAGCGUAUAAUAAUAGCACGCAUCGAAGUAUAGGAAUGUCUCCGGCCGAGGUUAAACCCAAACAUCAUUCGCAAAUUUUUAAUCGACUUUAUGGUAAAACGAAAACUAAAAUAAAAUAUAAAUUUAAAAUCGACGAUAGAGUUAGAGUUUCUAAAAAACGAAAAACUUUCACGAGAGGUUAUUUACCCGGAUGGAGUAAGGAAAUUUUCAUUAUAAAAGAACAACAUCCUACCAAUCCAGUUACUUAUGUCCUGAAAGAUUAUAACAACAACACGAUUAAAGGACGCUUUUAUAACGAAGAAUUGCAGAAAGUAAAAAAUGGAUAAUUUUUAUGUGACUCUAAUAAGCACCGCGAGUAUGGAUUUUUUUCCAAAAAAUACUCAAUCCUCCUUCACAUCGAAAAUUAAUCCACCGAUAAAUUUAACAGGAUCUUGGGAAGUGGGUUUAUCCCAAAUAAUAAUACCACGUUCGUGGUUUAAUAUCACUAGUGAAAAUAACAAAUAUGUCAUUACUACUAAGGAAAUGAAAUUCAUUAAAAUAAAAGCCGAAAAUUUAUCUACUCUAAUUCCAUUACAACCUAUGCAAGGGAACAACUCGAGUCAUAUAUUCGAGAAUAUUACGAAUAAUUUGAAAGUUUUGAAAAAGGAUCAUUUUAUUAAUUUUUCUUUUAACAAAGACGAUAGCACUGUAAAAAUUUACGUCGCUAAUGAUUGUGAAUUGCGUUUACUUCCAGAUAGUGGUGGCAUAUUUCUCUCUAUGCUGAAUUUAGAUAAUCAAAAUCCGUUCAUUAUACAGGGAGAAGAAGAACUAACAUUUCGAUAUACUCCGUCUUUACAAGAUUUUAGUGGAGAAUUUUUUACUUUAAUCGAGAAAAAUAGGUAUGUAGAAGAAAUAAGAACCGAAAAUGUUGAAAAUAUAUUACAAAUACCGAGAGGAUUAUACGGAACAAAAGAUUUUCUUAAAGCAUUUCAGAUAAUAAGUUUUAAAUCGCUUCCGGAUAAAAAGCUACUAUUGAAAAUUCCACGAGGAUCUUCAGUGAAAUUUAAUAGACAAUUAAAAGAUAUAUUAGGAUUUGAUCAAUUAGAAUAUCUCGAAGAAGAAUUUAUAGGGACAUAUCCUUUAAAAUUAAACGCUGGAAUAACGGAAAUAUUUGUAUAUUCUAAUAUAAUAGAAUCUCAUCAUGUAGGGGAUAGUUCGGCUCCGUUGUUUCGAGUAAUUCCUGUCAUGGGAGAAAAAGAACAACAAAUUGUUAAAAUUUAUAACACUCCAUUAUUUUUCCCGUUCGAACCAAUCACAUCGAGACUAUAUCUAUAGAUCUGCGCUCAUUUACGGGUGAAAACAUAAUUUUUACUUCUGGAAAAUCGCUUUUGGUAUUAUGUUUUAGACGAGUAUAAAAAUCCAUUUACACAAAAGAGUCAUUUAUUUAAUAAAAUGAAGCUUAAACCAGAGGACUGUAUCGCUUAUUAUCGAUCGCAGGCGGGGGGAAUUUUUUAUCUCGAUUCCAUAUAUCCGCACACCCGUUAUUUAACCCCCCCAAUCGGGAUACGGACAAUACUUUAAAGGUCGUCCGAUCCAAAGAGGAUACGGAUUUUUUGGAGACGAGUUCAGACAAGCAAUUGCAAUAUUAAAAGAUGCGGGAAAAUAUAUUGGAAAGAAAGCGUUAAAUAUGGCAAAAGAUAUCUGAUUGGAUUUACUCAGCGGGAAAUCGUUAAAAGAUUCCGCCCUAACACGUAUAAAAGAACUAUGUGAAGGAGUUAGAGAUGACGUCAUUCAAAAAGUUCAAAGCGGAUCGGGUAAAAAACAAAAACGUCGAUGAGAAAGCGUAAAACAAAAAAAAAAGAAGAGGAAGGAAGUCAAUAUUAUUUC